Molecule: messenger RNA, 2580 nt
Organism: Bufo bufo (common toad)
Lineage: Eukaryota; Metazoa; Chordata; Amphibia; Anura; Bufonidae
Gene: CCR7
Product: C-C motif chemokine receptor 7
Exons: 4
Coding region: 74-1270 (398 amino acids)
Biological process (GO): chemotaxis; inflammatory response; immune response
Cellular component (GO): membrane
Molecular function (GO): C-C motif chemokine 19 receptor activity; chemokine (C-C motif) ligand 19 binding; chemokine (C-C motif) ligand 21 binding
Source: RefSeq, a predicted model, not a curated record
CAAGGAUUCAUUAAUUCUACAGCUCAGACAGGAUCUCGACUACAGACAGUGAGGAACCCAAUCACCUUACACCAUGCUGCAGCUGCAAGGAAGUGAUCCUCUGCUCCUGGUUCUUAUCCUGGCCAUCCUGCAGGUAGACUCCGAGAAUGCGGGCACUGAGCUGAAUAAUCCUGCCAACAGCAGCAUCAGCCCCUGCUCCCCUUUCUGUGAUGGGAUAGAAAAUUCCACUGACAUGAACAGAGAAGAAGACUACGUCACAUUAGAUUAUAUUGAUUAUGAAGAGCGAUGUGGGAAACAAGAUGUCCGGGUCUUCCGUUCCCACUUUCUACCACCCAUGUACUUCAUUAUCUUCUUCAUAGGGUUGGCUGGAAAUGGUCUGGUCAUGCUAAGAUACUUGUACUUCAAGAGACUAAAGACAGGAACAGACUACUACAUGCUGAACCUGGCUAUUGCAGACAUUGUUUUCCUCUUAACCCUUCCUUUCUGGGCAGUAAGCAUCAGUUACAAUUGGGUUUUUGGCAGUGAGAUGUGUAAGGUUACAUUCUGCCUGUCCAAGAUGAGCUUUAUCAGUGGGAUGUUCCUGCUCAUGAGCGUGAGCAUUGAAAGAUACUUUGCAAUAGUCCAAGCACCCUCUGCUCAUCGUCACAGAGCUAAGACUGUGCUCAUCAGCAAGCUUACCAGUGUUAGCAUCUGGGUCCUGGCCUUCACUUUCUCCAUUCCUGAGUUGAUCAAUAGUGACAUCAGGAACAUAAAAGGAACAGACGUUUGCACCAUAUACUCUGCAAAUUUACAAAGUCUAGAAGUAACACUGAAGAUUACCCAGAUGGUCUUAGGAUUCCUUCUACCCUUUAUCAUCAUGUCCCUUUGCUAUAGUAUGAUUAUCAGAACACUGCUCCGGGCACGUAAUUUUGAGAAAUACAAAGCCAUCAAGGUCAUCAUCGCCAUAGUCAUUGCAUUUGUCAUCUUCCAACUGCCAUACAACAGUGUGAUGUUGGUGAAGACCUUAUACUACAACACCUCUGUGUGUACUCAGAUCAAAAAAUUGGAUAUAGCUGAUGAUGUAACCUACAGCCUUGCAUGUUUGCGUUGUUGUCUUAACCCUUUUCUCUAUGCCAUCAUUGGAGUCAAGUUCAGGAAUGACAUGUGUACAUUCUUCAAAGAUUUGGGCUGCUUAAGUAAUGAGAAGUUUUCCCAAUGGUCUACAGCCAAACCAAGCAAGAGAAGCUCUUUUGCAAUGGACACAGAGACAACCACCACCUUUUCUCCUUGAUAUUACAGUGCUACCACAAACAUUUCACACGUCAUUGAGAUGACCACCCAAUAUGGUACCCCAAAAACGGUCUUCUAGAGGUGUGGUCCUCUCAAAGAAGAGUGCAACUGUACAUAGGAAACUAAAAAUCCCUCUUAGAAUGAUGAAGUCUAGAUCAUGGGUGGUGUUCUCAAAGAGGUAGUCUUCUGGAAAGUUUUCACUGAAUGUUUUUCUUUUUAAUUGAAAAAAAAUAUUACUAUGAGUUUUGCUCUUUAAAGUUUGACAUUCAUCUUUGCUUUUGAACUUUAUGAUCAGCAAAAUGGAUCGUCUUCACGAAACUCAGAAACUAUAACUUUCUAUCUGAUGCACUGGGAAAGUUUACAUUUGUCACGUUUUCAUCUCAUCAGUUUCUAGUUGACUGAUUCUUACUGACCUUAUCACAUAAUAAAUUCCAUAGCAGCCUCCAAUUCUGUUGUGAUAUUAAUAAGUUCUAAUUCUAACUAAAAAGAAUUGUCUGCAGGGAACUCCCUAAAAUUAAUUUGAUAGUUAUAAACAAAAUAUAUAUAUAUAUAUAUAUAUAUAUAUAUAUAUAUUUUUUUUUUUUUACAAUAUUUUGCAUAAGCUAUUAAAUUUAAUGGGGCUGUACAUGAUUAUAAAUACAUAGCUGUUUACAGGUUGUGUGUGGUAUUGUGGCCAAGUCCUUUGUUAUUUAAGGGAGCUGAGCUGCAGUACCAGACACAAUCAACGGACAGGUGUGGCACCUUUUCUAGAAGAAAGGAGACAUGUUAGUCUACUUCAGUAGACGGUCUUCACUAUCUGAUAGUGUCCUAAACCCCGCAUCCUCAGAGACAGUUGUAAUGCAGUAGCUCCAGCUCCGGAAGUGGGCACAAAAGCUACCCAACUCUGCUUCAAUUCAAUGGAAGUUGUGUUGCAGUAAACAGCUCUGUCCACUGCACAAUGGACAGAGCUGUGGAGUUCUGGAACCAACUUCCAGUGCUGGAGCUACUGCAACAACCAACGGACCACUGCCGAUCAGACAGUCAUGGUGUAUCCUGAAGAUAGGCCAUUACUAGGAAAGGAGCGAACAACCCCUUUAAGGAACCAUUAACCUCACCUUAUUAAGGCCUCAUUAACAUGAUUAAGCAGAUCACAAAGGGUCCUCUUGCUGGGACCACCAGCAAUCAGCUGUAAUCAAUGGGUGGACAGAACAGUAGGUGUUAAAUUUCCCUGCAGCACCACCACAGUUAAAAUUAAGCAUUGCACAGUACCCAUUUAAAUCAAUGGUUCGUCUAUGUAAGGCUAGGGCUACACUGCGACAUGUGUCACACCAA